This is a messenger RNA of Closterium sp. Yama58-4, 3660 nucleotides long. The record is from the annotation of a GenBank genome assembly. NCBI's taxonomy places the organism in Eukaryota, Viridiplantae, Streptophyta, Zygnematophyceae, Desmidiales, Closteriaceae.
AUGCCAGCGGCAGCAGCGCCACCAGCCGUGUUUUUGCGGUCGUGCGGCACGGACGGCGUGUGCAUGCAGUGCAACACGCUGCCGCCCGACGACCGCGUGCUCGUGUGCGACGCGUGCCGCGGCGAGUGGCACAUGUCAUGCCUCGUGCCGCCACUCACCGCCGCGCCCGCCGGCACGUGGCACUGCCCCGACUGCCACGAGGUCGAAGCAGCGAUGAACCGCGCGCCCAGCAGCGACGGCGGCGGAGCGGGCCGUGCCGCGUCUGGUGCUGCGGCAGGCGGGGCGGAAGCGCUGAGAGAGGCAGAUACGGCGGAAAACGACGGGGAAAACGAGCUGCGGGCGAGGAUUCGUGCGAUCGAGAGCGACGCGUCGCUGAGCGACGCGGAGAAGGCGAGGCAGCGGCAGGCCUUGGUGAGCCGCCAGGCGACGACGGGCGCGAGCGAGAACGGCGGUGGGACGCACGCGGACGGGGCGAGUGCGACGCGGGGCACAAACGCGGCAGUGGCGUCGGAGGCGGCGGCGGCGUGUUUCAGCGAGGCGAUGAACCGCUUUUCCCCCCGUUCCUUUCUUCACCGCCCCUUCUCCCCGUUCACCCACUCUCUCCCCAUGGGUCCUUACUCCUCCUCCCCACAUCCUCCCCCCUAUGCCCGCCAGACCCCCUGCGGGCACAACUUCUGCCUUGUGUGUUUCCGCAAGUGGCUGGCGCAGGGCAAGCGCAGCUGCGCCAAGUGCCGCCGCGCGGUGCAGCCCGACAUGAUGAAGCAGCCGCGCAUCAACCCCGUCAUCGUCGCCGCCAUCCGCCACGCCAAGGCCGCCGCCGUCCGCGCGGCCGCCGGCGGGCUGUCCACGUCAGCACCAGCGAAGCCGUACGAACCAAUCUGCAACAAGAAGCGGCCCGACCAGGCAUUCACCACGGAUCGCGCCGUGCGCAAGGGGCUCUCUAACGCGGCCUCGGGCCGCAUAUUCGUGACUAUACCGGGGGACUUUUUCGGGCCAAUCACAGCAGAGUACGACCCGGAGAGGGGGACGGGCGUGGAGGUGGGCGAGACGUGGGCGAGCAGGCUAGAGUGCCGGCAGUGGGGCGCGCACCUGCCGCACGUGGCGGGCAUAGCGGGGCAGUCCCACCAUGGCGCGCAGUCAGUGGCGCUGUCGGGGGGAUAUGAGGACGACGAGGACAAUGGCGAGUGGUUUCUGUACACUGGCAGUGGGGGCCGCGAUCUGAGUGGCAACAAGCGCACCAACAAGGAGCAUGCGUUCGACCAGCGCUUUGACAAGAGCAACCAGGCGCUGCGCCUCAGCUGCCUCAACGGCUACCCCGUGCGCGUCGUCAGGUCGGAGAAGGAGAAGCGAUCCAGCUAUGCGCCACAGGCAGGCGUGCGGUACGACGGCAUCUACCGCAUCGAACGCUGCUGGCGCAAGAAGAGUGGCGCGGUGCCUUCUCCCUACUCGAACGGUCCUUUCAUUAAUGUAAGUACUCUCGCUCUCACAGCACCCGCCCUUCCCUCUUCCCCCCACUUUCCCCCCACUUCCCCCCAUCCCCUCUCCUGCGCCCCCAGUGACGACGAGGGUGACAGCCCGGGGCAGCCGCUGCCGGAGGUGGCGGAGUUGGCGCAAGCGGUGUCCGAUUUUGCCUGUCCUGCCCCUGUUCCCUGCCCCCCGUGUGUGCCACGCAGUGACGACGUGGGGGACAGCCCUGGACGGCCGCUGCCACAGGUGGCAGAGUUGGAGCACGCGGUGGACAUUACAGAGCGCACGGGGCCACCCGCAUGGGACUGGAUUGAGGAGAAGCAGCAGUGGGGGUGGGUGCGCGCGCCCCCAGCGUGCACCAAGCCCAUCGGCGGCACCAGCACGGCAUGGCGCUCCGCCAAGAGGCUGGCGGCAAGCAGCACGGGCGAGGCGGUCAAGAAGCGGAGGGCGCUGGCACAGAAGCGGCUGGCCAAAGUCGACCCAAACGUCAGAAGGGACUGGCCAAAGGUGAGCGCGCUGGGAGAUGAGAUUGGAGUGUCUCUGAGGUGCCUCGGAAAGGGGCUUGCGGUGGGCAGCACGGGCGAGGUGGUGAAGAAGCGGCUUGCCAAAGACUUCGCGUGUCUGCUGUGCAAAAGCGUGCUGCGCGACCCGGUGUCCACGCCGUGCCAGCACAGCUUCUGCCUGGCGUGCCUGCAGCAGCGCUUCCAUGGGCAGGCCGACACGCGCGACCGCUCCAAGACAGCGGGGCGGUCGCUCCGAGCGCAGAAGAUCGUCAAGCAGUGCCCUGCUGCUCGCUGCACCGCUGACAUUGCGGACGUGCUGUCCCGGCUGCAGGCAAACACAGCGAAUGGUGUUCUGGCCGUUGCCAUUCUCCCUUCCCUUGUGCAACACAACUCCCCUCAUGGCACCCUGGCACUAUUUCCCUUCCCUCACCCCUCGCCCUUCCGCCCACUCUCACUCCCCCUUUGGCCCAUGUCCUGGCACCUCCCUCCAUGGCGCCAGGUGACUCACGACAUGGCCAAUCUGAUUGCGAUGGUGCUCGCAAAGACACAUGCGCAGGACACAGACAAUGGGGGGCGCAUUCUCAUGCCCUCUCUCAAACACUCUCCCUUGCCCCUCCACCCUUCUCGCGCCCUCUUUCCAUGGCGGCAGGUGAAUCACGACAUGGCAGAUAUGAUUGCGAUGCUGCUCGCAGAGACGAAUGCACAAGAGGCAGACGAGGGGGAUGCAGGGGAGGGUGGGGAGGGAGGGGAUGCAGGGCAGGACGGUGAGGAGGAUGGGGAGGAGGGCGCAGAAGAGGAGGAGGAUGAAGAGGAUGAGGGAAACGGGGAGGAUGAAGGGAAUGGCAGUAGCGGGCAGGACGAAGGGAAGGAACGCGAUGGAAGCAUGGAAGGUGCAGGACAGGAGGGGGUGAAGGAGGAGGGGGGGAGCAAGGGGGUGCAAGCGUUGAAUGCAAUCGGUGCUGGGGGGACCAGUCGAGGAGCGGGUGAGGGGAAAGGCAAGGGCGCGCGGGGAGAGGUGGACGGGGGAAGGGAAGGCAGGGUGGUUAACGGGAAGACUGGGGGAGUAGCAGGUGCGUUGAGUACCACUUCAGGUGGCGUUGCUGGUGGUGGCGUUGCUGGUGGUGGCGUUGCUGGUGGUGGCGUUGCUGGUGGUGGCGUUGCUGGUGGUGGCGUUGCUGGUGGUGGCGUUGCUGGUGGUGGCUUUGCUGGUGGUGGCGUUGCUGGUGGUGGCGUUGCUGGUGGUGGUGUUGCUGGUGGUGGCGUUGCUGUUGGUGGCGUUGCUGGUGGUGGCGUUGCUGGUGGUGGCGUUGCUGGUGGUGGCGUUGCUGGUGGUGGUGUUGCUGGUGGUGGUGUUGCUGGUGUGGCGACAGCUUCGGUACCAGGGGGGGCAGCAGCAGAGGGGACGGCAGCAGAGGGAGCAGCCGUGGAAAAGGCAGAAACAGAGAGGCCGGCAGCAGGAAAGGCGUCAGCAGCAGUGGCUCUGGUGGCGUGCAGCUCAAUGGCGGGCGUUCCAGAGGGGUUGCGGGAGGUGAUGAGGGACUACCCUGAAUUUGACGAGGCAACGCUACGAGACAUGCUGGCAGGAGAGGCUGGCGGUGACGAGCAGGAGCUGCGCGGCAUGCUGAAGCGCAUGCGCUGCCACCAGCAGCAGGGGGACAGUACUGGUGCAGGGAAGGGGACAGGAGCAUGA